AGAUUCGACCCUCGUGAGGGCACGGACGGCUAGAACCCGCCGGUUCCCGCGUCACUUCCUCCCCUAACCUCGCCUCUCCGCGCUCCCCCUUAUUCCAUCGCCAUAGCCGCAGAACACACAAAGGAUUCCUCCAUUUUGCCAGAUGAAUCCCGACGGGGGCGGCUCCAGUUCCUCCUCGCCACCUCCGUCCACAAGCCUAGGCGCGGACGCGGACGCGGAGGCAAAGGAGGAGGAGCGCGGCGGCAAGCAGGUGGUGGUGGUGCUGGUGGGCCCGCCGGGCAGCGGCAAGUCCACGUUCGCCGAUGCUGUCGUUGCCGGCUCCACCGCCGGCCGCCCGUGGGCUCGAGUCUGCCAGGAUACAAUCGGAAAUGGCAAAGCUGGGACGAAAAUACAGUGCUUAAAGGCUACAUCUGAUGCUUUGAAGGAGGGCAGGAGCGUUCUCAUUGAUCGCUGCAACUUGGAACGUGAGCAGCGUGCUGACUUUGUGAAGCUGGGCAGCACAUUGCAUGUGGAUGUGCAUGCUGUAGCCCUGGAUUUACCUGCUAAGGUCUGUAUCUCGCGUGCAGUGAGCCGUAAGGGCCAUGAAGGAAAUCUGCAGGGUGGAAAGGCCGCGCUUGUUGUGAACCGGAUGCUGCAGAAGAAGGAGACACCCUUGCUGACAGAAGGUUUCAGUAGGAUCAUGUCCUGUAAUGAUGAUGGUGACAUUAAAAAGGCAGUUGAUUUGUAUAAUGCUUUAGGGCCUUCAGAUAGUCUUCCAUCAGGAAUUUUUGGUCAGAAGAGCAAAGGACCCGUACAGGUUGGUAUAAUGAAGUUUCUAAAGAAGGGUGAUACUUCCAGUGUUGAGAAAUCCAGUGGACCCAAAAUUACAUUGAGUGAAAGCAAGCCAGGGCAGCAAAACCCUUUGCCAAAACAUGAAAAGGUUGAAGAUGGUAUUACCUGCCCAGUGGAAGUUGAGAAGGGGUUGAAUGACAAGAACGAAAACGAAGAGCAUGCUAAAGAAAGUGAUUCUGAUGAUGUUGGUUCCCGCACUCUGGCAUUUCCAUCUAUUUCUACUGCUGACUUCCAGUUUGAUCUUGAUAGAGCAUCUGACAUUAUAGUAGACACAGCUGCUGAUUUCUUGCAGAAAUUUGAUAAUAUCAGACUAGUUCUUGUAGACCUGAGCAAGAAAUCAAAAAUAUUGUCAUUGGUCAAAGAGAAGGCUUCUAAAAAGAGCAUUGACUGCAGCAGGUUUUUCACAUUCGUCGGAGAUAUCACUCAGUUGUACACGAAAGGAGGUCUUCAGUGCAGCGUGAUUGCUAAUGCUGCUAACUGGAGGUUAAAGCCUGGAGGUGGAGGGGUUAACGCGGCGAUAUUCAAUGCUGCUGGAGAAUCUUUACAUCAUGCAACCAAAAAAUGUGCUGAUGCACUGAGGCCAGGAACCUCUGUUGUUGUUCCACUUCCAUCAAUUUCUCCUCUGCAUCAACGAGAAGGUGUGACCCAUGUCAUACAUGUGCUUGGGCCAAAUAUGAACCCAAUGCGACCGGAUUAUCUGAAGAAUGACUAUAUUAAAGGGUCUAAGAUUCUUCGUGAAGCAUACAAUUCGCUUUUUGAGAAUUUUGCAUCCAUUGUCCAGGGCCACAUGGGAAAGCAGAACGGAAAGUCGGGGGCAGAAAUGUCAGCAUUUGGAGGGACAUCACCCAAUGACACAAAAAUGAAGCGUGAGGACAGCCAUGGAUCCGAAAGGAUGAAAAAACAUAAGAUGCUUCCACCCAUCAUGACUGCAAAGCAACAGCAUGGGUGUACAAAGGCUAACAUGCCAAAUUACCAUGAUAAGUCCAUGACUUCAUCAGCUGCUCCAAACCAAGCUAGGGAAAGAGUCAUAAAAAAGAGUGGCGUGGUCACCAAUAAGACUUGGGGAUCGUGGGCCCAGGCCCUUUAUGAACUUGCCAUGCACCCAGAGAAAUACAAGAACACAGAUUCUAUCCUGGAGACAUCUGACGAAUUGAUUGUUCUGAAAGAUCUCUAUCCAAAGGCUAAAAAGCAUGUUUUGGUGAUAUCUAGGACAGAUGGUCUUGACUCUCUAGCAGAUGUCAGAAAAGAACACUUGCCUUUGCUGAGGAGGAUGCAUUCAGCUGGGGUGAAGUGGGCACAGAAGUUCCUCGAGGAAGAUGCAUCUUUGGUAUUCAGGCUUGGAUACCACUCGGUUCCAUCUAUGCGGCAACUGCAUCUUCACAUCAUUAGUCAGGAUUUUGACUCCACGAGCUUGAAAAAUAAGAAACACUGGAACUCCUUUAGCACACCGUUUUUUCGUGAUUCUGUUGAUGUCAUCGAGGAGAUUGAGCAACAUGGAUCAGCAACCGCCAGCAGUGAUGAAAAGAUACUGGCCAUGGAACUCCGGUGCCACAGGUGCAGGAGCGCGCAUCCAAACAUCCCAAAGCUGAAAUCCCACAUUGCGAACUGUAAAUCUUCCUUCCCUUCGCAUCUUCUGCAGAAAAACAGGUUGAUAUCAUCGUCGACGAUGCAUAUGGAUUGCACUUAGAAGGUGGAAUUAGCUGUGGCUUUGCGAGCACAUUUUGUAUCUCGUGCUUGGACAAGGAUUGGGUUGAUCGACUUUUGUGUUUCUUUUUAUGCCAACUUCGCAGAAUCCUAUCUUCUCUGAACUGCGGUUUUGGAAAACUGCUACUGGUUCUAGCAAUGUCAGCCAUCUUGUUGUGACGUGAAAAUGCACUUCA
Panicum hallii is the source of this 2711-nucleotide messenger RNA. RefSeq names its product transcription factor bHLH140. Gene Ontology annotation, biological process: single strand break repair; double-strand break repair. The coding region runs from base 143 to 2518 and encodes 791 amino acids. The record is from RefSeq and is a predicted model, not a curated record. Gene Ontology annotation, cellular component: nucleus. The transcript is spliced from 6 exons. Lineage: Eukaryota; Viridiplantae; Streptophyta; Magnoliopsida; Poales; Poaceae. Gene Ontology annotation, molecular function: single-strand break-containing DNA binding; single-stranded DNA binding; double-stranded RNA binding.